AUGGCAUUGUCACCCGGCAGCAUUGUCCCGGCUCAGCUUGGCUUCCUCGCCAUCUUCAACCCGUCUUUGGGAAACACGGAUGAGACCCUCGAUGACCAAAUCGUCUAUUAUGCGUCAGUGAGCACCCAGCGACAGAAACGUCGUCAUCGCUCGCGCAGCAAGCCGACCGAGAACGUCUCUCAGGAAGACCGCAAUGAACGCCUUCGUCAGAUCGGCCUUGCCCAGGGCAUGGUCGAAUUCAGCAAAAGUUUCUCUGGCGGUCAGCCCGUCGAUUCCAUAGACACCGAGAAAUCGCGUGUUGUCCUCCACGAGCUGGAGCAGGGUUGGUGGAUUCUUGCUUCCAUCGAUUUGACUCGCAUUCCUCUCCCGCCAAAGUUACAGACCGGAAAGGCUCAGGAAACGCCAGAUGAGGUUGUCGAGUAUUCUUCUAAGGAGAUUAAACCGGCCUCUCUACUGCUGCAAGACCUGCUCCGCGCCCACUCGGUCUUUCUGCUCCACCAUGGCACCUCACUUAGUGCCCUUUUCGUACGGUCUCGCAGGAGCAGGUUUCUCAGUCUUCUUGGCCGGUACUGGGAUCUCUUCUUGUCGACAUGGAACGUUAUGCUACAGGGCAACCCGGCACGCACCAUUUUCUCUGGCAUCAACGUCGCCGCUUCUGGCGAGCUAGGUAUUGGUGUCGGCGAAGAAGAGCGUGGGAGCGGAGAGCGCGAGGUCCUGGAAGGCCUCGUUGGGAGAAUUGACGGCCUUGUCGACCUCGUCGUGUCCAAAUUCGGAAAUGUUGACGCCGAUGGCCAAGUCAAAGACGGUAAGGAGCCUCGGAAAACGUGGUUGGGCACAGGUCAAGAUCCUGGUCCCGAGGACGGCGCAAUUUUCCUGGGAACUGGGGCCUUGUCUCGGAAAUCCGUGCGUGAUGUAGCACACUGGAUGGAAGAUCUCUAUACGUGGGGUGAGAACGCCUAUGGUGUCAUUGACAGCCCGACUGCUGUCCGUCGCUCUAGAAAGGGUAAGAAGACUUCAUCCACGCCGGGACAACAACAACAUCAGGAAGCGAAACCAUCCCCGCGACCACCUGUCCGACCAAAUGCUAAUCGGUCCGACUCUGGCUCUGGAUCUGGAGGAAGCUCUCGGUCUACGAGGACACUCGCAGAGCGACGUGGUCAAGAAAUAGGCACCGUGGAAGAGGCCAAGCAACCUGGCUCUAGCAAGGAGAAUGCCACGCCGCCAUCACAGGAUGAAAGUGACGGGCAUUUGGACAAGCUCAUGACGGUUAUGAAGCUUGGCUACGGCACGUACUGGUCCAUCGGUAAAUCUGACGCAACCUCUUCUGUGGACAAGACCGAAAUUUCUGCUCUUGCUGCUCAUCAGACCGGGGAGACAUCUAAGAAUCCUUUCGGCAAAGCACCAAAACCCAAAGAGAUGGACGAUGAUGUGGGUCACUUUCUGAUCGGGCUGAUGGGCGAUGUUGAAGAAAGUGGCGGUAGUGAAAAUGACGAAGCCAGGGAGGCGGAUGACCCCGAGGCUCUGGAGUCGAAUUCCCGUACCAUGCUCCGCACCGUCCAUGUCGAACUUGAGAAGACGGGAACAAACCGAGCGGAGGCGGACGUCGUGAAAGACCUUGGCAGCUUGACGAACGAAAUCACGCCUCUCGGAGCCAACGCCGUCAGCUCGAAUCCUCUGUUCGGAAACCAGGACUCCAACAAAGCGAGCAAGCUUCGCGUUGUGGUUUACAUCAGCAAGCCCUUCAUCUUCACCUUCCUAUUCGAGUUAAGGACCGACUCGCUGGCUUGGAGUACCUUUUAUAAGUCUCUGCAUCAUCAACUUUUGCCGCUUCGUAAGCCCCUUUUGUCGUCUAUUCAAUACCGGCCAGAACGGCCAGACUUCGGCUCAGCCGCAGGGACUAUCUAUGAUCUCGUGUGGGACGCCGAGGCCAUGACAGUUCACUCAUCCAUACCCAAUAUACCCGACCACUCGCAGGUUUGGCAACCCAACGCACAGCCGGCAUGGUCCCGUGUUGAGGCAAUGAAUACCCACAUGCAGCUCCUCAACAUAUUUAACAUAACGCGGACGGAGAUGACUGAGGUUGAGCGCACCUGCAAGACAAACCGCGGGUGGUGGGUCGUCUGGCAACGUAUUCUAGAACGCCCGGCGGCGGCACCAGUCAAUGAGCCCUCGCCCGAGAUUGAGGAGGAACAGAACCAGCAGCCCUCAGAGAGCGAGAUUUCUUUACCGACGACGAGAUCAGGCUCGAGCACGCAGCUGGCCAAAAAGUCGCCUGGGCCUGCGCCGACGGUUAGUAAGGAGAUUUUCCUGAUCCGCAGGGCCAGCGACCACGCCGGAUACCGGGGCGUGAGCUCGUCGUACGCCGAGGGCGGAGCGGGGUGGGGCGACGGCGCGGGCCGUCUCGCCUCGGGGAUUGGCAUCGAUACCCGUAGAUACAUUGAGGGGUUGUUGAACUUUAGCCGGUAG
Colletotrichum karsti is the source of this 2466-nucleotide messenger RNA. RefSeq lists its product as uncharacterized. Gene Ontology annotation, biological process: vesicle-mediated transport. The transcript is spliced from 2 exons. Gene Ontology annotation, cellular component: Mon1-Ccz1 complex; intracellular membrane-bounded organelle. Bases 1 to 2466 code for a protein of 821 amino acids. The record is from RefSeq and is a predicted model, not a curated record. NCBI's taxonomy places the organism in Eukaryota, Fungi, Ascomycota, Sordariomycetes, Glomerellales, Glomerellaceae.